AUCUUAAAAGUACAAUUAGUAGACCCCACUAAAAUUAUCACUCACGCACCCCGAUGACAUUGACGGCCGUUUUUACCCCGCCGGCGAUCACUACUAAAUAUAGCAACACCACCUCACUUCAUAUCAAUACAUCAUCAACACUCAUUUAUUCACCAUUUCAUUUUCUUUUUUCUUCAACCAAACUCACCAUCUGUGCUGCAAAAAAGAAGCACCACCAUCUUUCAGAAUUCAUUUCACACAAACCAGAUGGUGAGAAUAUACGUAUGCAAGACAAAGAAAGCAGUGAAGAUGAUGAUGAUGAUGAUUUGGGUUGGCUACCUUGCUUUCCUCAUGUCUUGACUGCUUCUAUGUCCAAUUUCCUAUUUGGUUUUCACAUUGGAGUGAUGAAUGGUCCUAUUGUCGCGAUUGCACAUGAGCUUGGUUUUGAAGGCAAUACAAUUCUAGAAGGACUUGUUGUGAGCAUAUUUAUAGCUGGUGCGUUUUUGGGAGGCAUAACUUCGAGUUCCUUAGUUGACAAACUUGGUUGUCGGCGUACCCUUCAGCUUGCAACAAUACCUCUUAUUGUGGGUGCCAUUUUGAGUGCGCAAGCCCAUGGUUUAGACGAGUUAUUGUUAGGACGAUUUCUUGUAGGCCUUGGUAUCGGAGUAAAUACUGUCCUGGUUUCGAUAUACAUUUCAGAGGUGUCUCCGACAAAAUAUAGGGGUUCACUGGGGUCCUUAUGCCAGAUCGGCACAUGCACUGGAAUCAUUGUGUCGCUCUUUCUUGGAAUUUUCUCAGAGAAUGAUUCCAGUUGGUGGAGGACGAUGCUCUACAUCUCAAGUCUCCCUGGUUUCGCACUAGUAACUGGGAUGCAGUUUGCUGUAGAAAGCCCCCGCUGGUUAUGUAAAGCAGGGAGACUUGAUGAUGCAGAACUAGUUAUCCGCAACCUCUGGGGAUCAUCUAAAGUUGAAAAGGCCAUGGAGGAAUUUCAAUCAGUCAUUAAGACUGAUGGUGGUGAUUUGCAUAGCAGAUGGUCAGAACUCCUAGAGGAGCCAAACUCGAAAGUCGCGUUCAUCGGAGGUGCUCUUUUCUUACUGCAGCAGUUUGCUGGCAUAAAUGGAGUUCUUUACUUUUCAUCUUUGACUUUUCAUGAUGUUGGAAUCACGAGCAGUGCUUUAGCGAGUCUGUGUGUUGGAGUGACCAACUUUGCAGGCGCACUUGGCGCUUUAUACUUGAUUGACAGGCAAGGGAGGCAGAGGCUUCUCAUAGGAAGUUACAUGGGAAUGGCAAUAUCAAUGUUUCUCGUGGUCUAUGCUAUUAGCUUUCCAAUGGAUGAGGUUCUGAGUCACAACCUAUCGAUACUGGGAACACUGAUGUACAUUUUCACCUUUGCCAUUGGAGCUGGUCCAGCAACUGGUCUUAUUAUACCUGAACUUAGCAGCAGCAGAACACGUGGGAAGAUUAUGAGCUUCAGUUUCUCAGUUCACUGGGUUUGUAACUUUCUAAUCGGUUUGUUCUUUCUUGAUUUGGUGAAAACAUUUGGCGUCGCCCCAGUUUAUGCAAGCUUUGGCAGCGUCUCUUUGUUGGCCGCAGCAUUUUCUUCUAGAUAUAUAGUUGAAACUAAAGGACGAUCCCUUGAAGAAAUUGAGAUGUCGCUAAAUCUAAAUUUCCCACCAAAAGAAAAGUGAGCUAUAUAAGUUUUGCUGUGAUGACAUUCAGAUGGGGAAAAAAACCCAACAUUAGAUCUCCCAGUUAGUUGCCGAAGAUUGACCUGAAGAAAAGUCACUAACUCGCUAUUCCAGUUUUAAUGUGAUAGCAUUCGGAAUGAAAGCUGAUCAGGAGAGGUACGAACCCAUCACCCCUUAGAUCAAGACAAGAUCCCGUUUCCACUGGGGCAACUCUCACACUCCCAAGCAUUUGAUUUCUUGACAAUUACCUUGAGGAAAUGUAACAGAGAUUCAAUUUUUUGUCUGCUGAGAAAUUCAUGAUUUUGUAGUUCAGUGAGGCAUUGAAUAAGUCGCAAGUUGAGGUACUUGCUGGUGUACCAAAAAUAUACACAUUACAACAAACAAAAAAAUUAAAUAACAAUAGGAUAAUGGUUUUCGACA
Daucus carota subsp. sativus is the source of this 2087-nucleotide messenger RNA. RefSeq names its product probable plastidic glucose transporter 1. Gene Ontology annotation, molecular function: hexose transmembrane transporter activity. The coding region runs from base 54 to 1667 and encodes 537 amino acids. Gene Ontology annotation, cellular component: membrane. The transcript has 12 exons. The record is from RefSeq and is a predicted model, not a curated record. Gene Ontology annotation, biological process: monosaccharide transmembrane transport. Lineage: Eukaryota; Viridiplantae; Streptophyta; Magnoliopsida; Apiales; Apiaceae.